Messenger RNA from Diachasmimorpha longicaudata, 2611 nucleotides. RefSeq names its product ribonucleases P/MRP protein subunit POP1 (gene Pop1). The transcript has 3 exons. The coding region runs from base 110 to 2455 and encodes 781 amino acids. Gene Ontology annotation, cellular component: nucleolar ribonuclease P complex; ribonuclease MRP complex. Gene Ontology annotation, biological process: tRNA 5'-leader removal. Lineage: Eukaryota; Metazoa; Arthropoda; Insecta; Hymenoptera; Braconidae. The record is from RefSeq and is a predicted model, not a curated record.
CGAAAUGAACUGGGUCCAUUCGAAAUUAUAGAGAGAGAGAGACAGUUGUGGUUGUUCGCACAUGGAUUGUGUUGAUUAAUUAACGUGUUGAUUUAUAAGUUAUUAAAAAAUGGCUAAGCCGCAGUUUGACGAGACCCUAGGGGGGAGUGUCAGUAUCUCUCAUGAUGUGGAAAUUAAUAAGUUGAUUUCUGCAAGGGCCAGUGAGAUAUUGGCAAUGACACACUCUGUCGAGAAUCCCCAACGAACAAAAUUGGUCUUUCAAAAGCUGCCAGUCCAUAUGAGACGUCGUGUGAUGUCGCACAACGCCAAGAGGAUGCCCAGAAGAUUGCGAGAAGCCCACCAGAUGCAAAUGGAGAAGUCUGGCCUUCCCCCAAGAUCAAAAAGACCAUCUAGAAAGUACAGAAGGCGUCCCCACAAUCUCCUCCUGGAGUACAACCGAAGGAAACGUACGAAAAAAUGGCUGGAGACCCACAUUUGGCAUGCAAAACGCUUCCACAUGUGCGAGAAAUGGGGCUAUAAAAUACCAAAUUUCUCGAAUGACAGAGGAUAUAGGGCUAGUUAUCGAGCUGUGGCCAAACACUGCAUGAUACAGGAUAUCUCCUACUACAGUUGCAUCGAGCUGACGGGUCCUGAGGGGGUUUUGAUCGAGAGAUUGAGAGUUCACUCUAGGGAUGAACUGUCUUUUGGGGCCAGGUUAUAUCUGGCUGGCUCGAGAGAGGGUUCUCUAAUGUUUUAUAAAAGAGAUCAUUGUCCUGUGGGGGUUGUCCACUUCUUCUGGAGACCCAGAGUUGAGGAAAGCUUGAGAACUCUCUGGAUUUGGGUGCAUCCUGCCUUCUUUGACGAUGUAGUUCAUGAAAUUUCAUUGAGUUUUGGAUUCUCUGGAACAGCUGGAGGCCAAGCAUCGAUGAAUUCUGACGAGUCUGGAUGCAGAGUAAACUUACUGGUAAAUUACUUCAAUAGAUUCAGGCUUCGAGGACCUCUGAGUAUUGCUGUACUAUCAUCUACUUUGAAGCUACCAAAAUCACCAGGUCAUGAUGGCAAAACUGCCUGGAACGACGUGUGGUAUGCGAAUUCUAGGAAUAAAAAUGAUUUCAAUCUUCAGGAUGAGUUUUUCCAGGGAAUUCAGACGUUGAAUUCACCUGGACAAUUGCCUAGGAGCUCGGUGGUGGCCCUCACUGUUUUAGAUCCUAGGAUUUUCCUUCCUGAAAAAAGGAGAAAGGCUGUUUUGAAUCAGGAUGACUGCAGAAAAGUGCUUAAGGUGCCUGAGGGGGUGUCUGGAAGCCCUCUAUGGGAGAUAGAUGUCAGGGAGAGGCUUAAAGAGGAUUUCAAGACCAAUCACGAGAUUAAUAAAUUGAGGGAGGACAACCUCGUUCCUGGUGUGCAGAAUGACCACGAAAUUGAUGAGGAGAUUAUGGCCAAAGUGCCUGUUAUUCUCGUACAAUGCCCGGGGGAUACUGAUAGGGGAAAGAGUACUGGUUUUGCUUCAGGAAUAGACAUAAUCAUUCCCUCUAGAUGGGGAGUGGCCUUCUGGAUAGCUUUCAUACACAGGUGUGCUCGACCAAUAGGCAUUCGAGAGUAUAAAUCCUUGAUUUUUGAGAACCUCAACCUAAAUUCUCCAGAAAUCCAUCCCCCAGAUACUUCAGCCUACUGCAAGGAAUCAUUGGAGAUUAAAAAUGAACUGACUGAGGUAUAUUUUCGUCGUCCACCGAACAGACGAAUAAACUUCACAAAAUUUUCCAUAACGAGCCCUUUUUUCUGCGAAUGGAGGCUUCUGGUGACGGAAUGGACAGGUGGUGAUGCUGUUAAAGUUAUGAGGAAUCCACGAGUUCUCCAAGCACUGGCCUCUACCCUUAGAGGCUUCUCAUCGGAUCAGAGAGAUCGGAGGAGAAAGAUCUCAUCGAAACGUUUACCACUGAACAUAUUCGACGAAUCUCUGGAUCGCACCUCUCUAGUCCCUGUGAGGAUUACAAUUGUGGGUAAAGGGAGACCAAAGAAGUUCGCUCUCAUCUGUAUGCCGAACGAGGAGGACCUGAGAAGCCCUAAAGACCCUAUCCAGAGUCUUAGGCCCGAUCCCUUCCAGAAUAAACGAAAAAUCAUGACGAAGAACCAUAAAGAGGCCUUGAAACGAGCCAUGAACCGACGAAGGAGGCUGAGAAAAGGGAAUGAAUUGCCGGAUGGGAAAGACAUGACCAGCGUUGAUAUCAAAGGGCAUGCUGAGAGGAUGAGGGCUUUAUACCUCCCAGAAUGCAGGGGAGUUCGUCACUCCUGCGAUCGAGAGAUUAUGGGACAUCUAAGUCAGGGGGAUUUUUGUUUCACGGAAUCCACUGGCAUCGGAUGGGGUUAUGUUGUUAUGGAGUCUCUGGUCAAAUUGAUGGGACGAGAGACAAAUGUUGUUUUUGUGAGGAAUGUACAGAGUAGACAGUAUAGGAGGGCUAAGAUAGAUAUUAUUGAAUAAAGAAAAUUAUUUGUUGUUCAUGAAUUCUAUCAGAAUUGAAUUAUUCAACUAUUUAAUGGAGAACAUAUUUUUUCAUCCCUAAUGGUUCCAAGCCCCUAAACAGUAUUUUUCUUUAUGUAUAAAUAAAAGAAACCAUUAAAAAAAUUUAUGCAGACA